AUGAGUUUACUUGGCAGUAAUGUGAUUGGUGGUAAUGUGUUUGUUUGUAAUGCCAUUGUCGUUAUGUAUGUGAAGUGUAGUGCUUUGGAUGAUGCACGACUGAUGUUUGAUGAAAUAAAUUCGUAUCAAGCUGUGUUAAUAGGUAAAAAUUCUCUCUCUGCUAAUGAUCAUUAUUGUUGGAUGCGCUCGGAGGAUAUGGAUUACGCUCAGCCCGUACAUGAAUGCCAUAGUUGCUCAGACCUUGCUGCAGAGAUGGUUGCUGCUUUUGCUUCUGCAUCCAUUGUUUUUACGGAUAACAAGGCUUACUCCCAAAAACUUGUACGUGGUGCUAGAACCCUUUUCAAGUUUUUCAGGGAUCAGCAAGGCAGAUAUAGUGCUCGUGAUGCUGACGCUUCUAUUUUCUAUAAUUUCACUAAUUACUAUGAUGAGUAUGUGUGGGGUGCAGCUUGGUUGUAUUAUGCUACUGGAAAUUCUUCAUAACUUCUACUGCCUACGACUCUAGAUAUCGCCAAACACGUCAGUGCCUUCUGGAGAGGCCCAGAUUAUAGUAUACUUAGCUGGGACAACAAGCUUGUCGGAGCUCAAGUAAGUUAAUGGAGCUUGUGAUUAACCUGUCUACAUUAUUUACCUUUUCUCUUCUCGUGUAAUUCAUUGCUUGGUGCAAAUGUAAUGUGAAGCUUUGUACUCCUUUUUCUCCUGGGUGUUUCAAAUACUUCUAAUGUUAGUCUUGACAUUCAUAGAAUCUGAGCUGCAUUGUCAGUAACCUCUUUGUAAAUAAUACUGGUACAGUGGUGGGGUGCUUGUAUGCUUUUUGCUGUAUAGUAACUGCAUGUUUAGUAGCCUUUUUUUAUGUUGACACUCAGCUACCUCAAGUAUUUUCUCCUAGCCUUCUGGGUGCAUUUGGAUCAUGGAUGUCAUUAUAGAUGACUUGUAUCUUCAGCAAUUGUUCUGUGUGAGCUUUGGACAG
Ilex paraguariensis (yerba mate) is the source of this 967-nucleotide messenger RNA. Lineage: Eukaryota; Viridiplantae; Streptophyta; Magnoliopsida; Aquifoliales; Aquifoliaceae. The record is from the annotation of a GenBank genome assembly.